ACCUCAUAAUUUUAUACCUGAAUUCCAUUUAGUUGUACCCUUAUACAUUAGUAUCUAUUACUUAAAUUUCAUAUAUGGAGUUUCAUAAGAACCCAUUUGUUAUCUUAGUAUGCUCCUCUCGAAAUAUUUAUAUUCCAUAAUCCAGGAAAAUAAACGGAUGAUGAUUCAUGACCCUUCUUUUUGGGGGAAUUAAAAGAAGAAAAUAAAAAAGAAAAGGGGACAUGAGCUUUAGGUCAUCCCAGUACUACUGAAAGAGCCCAAGUUCAUGUUGGCAAUCGAUACCGAGCCGAUAUCAACAAGCGGUCCGAAUAGAAGAGCAGGGGAGCUGGGAUUAUUGAAGGGCGUGAAACUCCUUAUAAACGAAGUGGCAGCCUAAAAACCCUCACUAAAAUCCUAGAGGAACAGCUGCGUGUUUCUGAUUCUUUCAGAUAAUAGCUGCAAAGAUGUACACAUCGAGGAGGAAAAUCCAAAAGGACCAGGGUGUGGAACCUAGUGAAUUUGAGGACUUGGUGGCACAGUCAUUCUUUGAUUUGGAGAAUACCAAUCUGGAGCUGAAAAGUGAUCUGAAGGACAUUUACAUUAAUUCUGCAGCUCAAAUUGAUGUUUCUGGCAAGAGGAAGGCUGUGGUCAUUUAUGUCCCUUACAGGCUGCAGAAAGCUUUUCGAAAAAUCCAUCUGAGGCUUGUUGGGGAAUUGGAGAAGAAGUUUAGUGGGAAGCAUGUAGUCUUGAUUGCUGCUAGAAGGAUCCUGCAUCCUCCAAAGAAGGGUUCUGCUGUUGUGCGACCCAGGACCCGCACUCUCACAGCAGUUCAUGAGGCCAUGUUGGAGGACAUUGUUUACCCGGCAGAAAUUGUUGGAAAGUGUGUUAGGUACAGAGCUGAUGGUUCCAAGAUAAUCAAGAUUUUUCUUGAUCCAAAGGAGCAGAACAAUACUGAAAACAAACUAGAGACCUUUGCUGGAGUCUACAGAAAGCUUUCUGGUAAAGAUGUGGUGUUUGAAUACCCUGUUACUGUUUCUGCAUAGAGAAAAAUGUGUUUCUUUUCUCCUCUGCCUUGAUGGCUGGGGGUUAAUCUGAGAAUUUUGGAUACACAUGGUUUUUUUGUAGGCUAAGAAUUUUAGAUAUGAUACCUACCUAAUAUUUGAUAAGUUGCAUCAUCAAAGUGUUACUUGGGAGUAUUA
This is a messenger RNA of Vitis vinifera (wine grape), 1178 nucleotides long. RefSeq names its product small ribosomal subunit protein eS7. Gene Ontology annotation, cellular component: cytosolic small ribosomal subunit; small-subunit processome; 90S preribosome. The record is from RefSeq and is a predicted model, not a curated record. The transcript is spliced from 6 exons. Gene Ontology annotation, biological process: rRNA processing; ribosomal small subunit biogenesis; translation. Gene Ontology annotation, molecular function: structural constituent of ribosome. Lineage: Eukaryota; Viridiplantae; Streptophyta; Magnoliopsida; Vitales; Vitaceae. The coding region runs from base 444 to 1022 and encodes 192 amino acids.